Amaranthus tricolor (Joseph's coat) is the source of this 2513-nucleotide messenger RNA. RefSeq lists its product as uncharacterized. NCBI's taxonomy places the organism in Eukaryota, Viridiplantae, Streptophyta, Magnoliopsida, Caryophyllales, Amaranthaceae. The transcript is spliced from 6 exons. The record is from RefSeq and is a predicted model, not a curated record. Gene Ontology annotation, biological process: lipid catabolic process. The coding region runs from base 631 to 1959 and encodes 442 amino acids.
GGUACUUGUAGGCCAGAACUCCAGCUAACAAUCAAGACUGUGCUCUUUUCUUCUAGAAAAUUAUACUUAAAAAAAUUUGUCUCGACUCUUAUUCAAACACCAAGACCCAAAUUUAGAUUUCUCCACCUUCAAACCCCUUUUACUUUCCCUUCAACUCUGAAUGAUUGUUGUUACCUGUUUUUGAACUUCCAGAAUCAAAUAAUAGUCUUCCGAUUUGUGGGCAAAUUCAUCUUUUGUUUUUGAAUGUUCAUCCUUUGCAAGUUCAUAAAAAUCUUGUCUUUAUCCUUGUAUAGAUUCUCAUUAGGAAAUUUCUAGAUAAAACAUGAUCUAUAAAUUUACAUUCUUUGCUUGUCAUUUUUUUUUGAUUAGUUCAAGUUCUAAAACCCCCUGUUGAACGAUUGAGACUUUAUUUGGCUAUUAAUUCUGCUGUAAUUUAUAUUCAUAUUAUCAAAAUUUAGGAUUUGAAUACCCAUUUGUCAUAAGACUAUUUAAGUUCAAUUUCUAUGUAUAAUUGAUGAGCACAAUUGAGGGUAUGUUUCGUUAAUUGAGGAAAUUGGCACAUACAGAUUGCCAUAGUUCCAAGAAAUAGUUGAUCAGUAGUAUUGAUGAUGUAUUUUCAACAUUGAGCAAAUGUCACUUGCAUGUUGUUUGCCUAUAGUUGAAUGUGUAUAUUGUUUAGCUUGUGCUAGGUGGGUAUGGAAGCGGUGUAUAUACACCGCCGGCCAUGAGAGCGAGAAUUGGGGGCUUGCUACUGCUGAGGAAUUUCAGCCUGUAGCUAGACUUUGUCGAUAUAUUUUAGCUGUAUAUGAGGAUGAUCUUAGGAAUCCCAUUUGGGCGCCUCCCGGUGGGUAUAGAAUGAAUCCUGAUUGGGUAGUUUUACGAAAAGAUUAUGAUGAUACUGAGAGUAGGGUGACUCCUUAUAUAAUAUAUCUUGAUCAUGAAAAUGCUGAUGUGGUGUUGGUUGUAAGGGGAUUAACUAUGGGGAGAGAGAGCGAUCGAGCCAUUUUGUUGGACAAUAAAUUAGGGAAGACACCGUUUGAUGGUGGGUAUGUUCACAAUGGUCUAUUAAAGGCGGCUCAAUGGGUUUUCGAUACGGAGCAUGGGGUGUUGAGGGAUUUGCUUGAGGAACACCCUACUUUUACAUUGACUUUUGCUGGUCAUUCAUUGGGUGCUGGGGUAGUCUCUUUGUUGGCGCUUGUGGCGGUGUUAAAUAGGGAAAUGUUGGGGAAUAUUGAGAGAAAGAGGAUUAGAUGCUAUGCAAUGGCUCCUCCGAGGUGUAUGUCCUUGAAUCUGGCUGUCCGAUAUGCAGAUGUCGUGUAUUCUGUGGUGCUUCAGGAUGAUUUCUUACCGCGGACAACAGCUGAUUUAGAAGAUGUCUUGAAGUCACUAAUCUGUUUACCAUGCUUAUUGUGCUACAUGUGCUUGAAAGACACUUGUAUGGUGGAGGAGAAUAUGAUAACUGAUCCGAGGAGGCUGUAUGCACCUGGCCGUGUAUAUCACAUUGUGGAGAGAAAACCCUUUAGAUGUCAAAGAUUUCCUCCAGUUGUGAGAACAGCUGUUCCUGUCGAUGGAAGAUUUGAGCAUAUCAUCAUAUCCUGCAAUUCUAUUCAAGACCAUGGCAUCAUUUGGAUCGAAAGAGAAUCGCAAAUUGCUCUCGAUUUGAUGAUGGAGAAUGAACAUGUCAUGGAGAUUCCUCCAAAUCAAAGAAUGGAGCGGCAAGAGAAACUUGCACGAGAACAUAUACAAGAGUACAGAGAAGCCCUAGAGAGGGCUGUUGCCUUGGACGUUCCUCACUCGUAUCUACCUUCCCCAUACGGAACUUUUAAUGACCCCGAGUCAGGUGAAGGAUCAAAUAAAUCAAGUGCAGAAGGUUCGUUGUCGUCAUCCAAGACGAAGAGGGAGAGUUGGGGUGAUUUUGUUGGGCGACUUUUUCACACCGAUGAGUCUGGCCAUAUGUAGUAGGGAAUCUGUGCAAAUAGUGGACGGAUGUAGCAAGAUCGGAAAGCUCGGAUAUAUAAAAUCAAUGUUUUAACAUGUCAAGGACUGCGCGACUCGAGCGCGCUUUGUACGGAGAGGAAAGCGUGGCAUCAAGUGAUGAAGUGGGAACAACAUUCUGUACAAUUAGCAAAUAUUUUGGACCUUAAAAUGCAGAACCUUGCACCUUUGUGGGUGCAUCCAUGCUACAUCCUAUAUUGCGUACUGAAAUUCAAAUGACCAUACCAUGCUUGGUUAUCAAUUAUGGGCAUGUAAUAUAUUUUUUAAACUCCAAUUGAAAUCUUAUAAAGAAGUUUUGAGUCUCAGAGAUAUGUCUAUUUUAGUGGGAGUCUUUGUUUUCCCUUUUUGAUUUUCUUCUUUCUUUGUCUUUCAUGAUCUUCUUUUGCUUUAAAUCAUAAGUCUUCAUUGUUUUAAAUCCAAUUUACCUUCAAUUCCAUAAUAAUGUAUUUAGGAAUUCUUAACCAACUAAAGAUUACACUUUACUAAAAGAAAAAAUCCCUAAUACAAAGUAUUUAAUA